CUGACUCUUCUCUGUGAUCUCGGACGCCGGUUGCCACAGGAUUACCACAAAACACGGAAGGCGUGUAGCGUGUAGCGUGCAGCGUGGAGGCCAAGAAGGCCGAUCAUGACUUGGACGCGGAACCGAAGGCUGGUCAAUGCACUGAAACUCGAACGUUUUGCAAAGCCGCGCACUUCGCUGCGUUCAAUGGGUGUCAGCAUGGUGGCGAACUUGUCUCAUUUCGUUCCCAGACGGUGUUAUGCGAGCGGUCCUGAGUCGUCCGUCACUGAAGUAGAGAAGAUACUGCUGGACACCAUCAAGGCCACAGGACCCAUAACCUUCGCCACAUACAUGCAAAUGUGUCUAUCACACCCCACCGCCGGGUACUACAUGAAUUACCGCAAUCCCGUACUUGGGCCACAGGGCGACUUCAUAACGAGUCCCGAGAUCAGCCAGGUAUUCGGCGAGCUGCUUGCUGUCUGGCUGUUGUCGCAGUGGCUGAGUGCGGGAGCAUCUAGGCAGAUCCGAUUCGUGGAGCUCGGGCCUGGUCGCGGAACGCUCAUGCACGACGUCCUCCGGGUGUUCUCACAAUAUUCAUUCUCUCGGCCGGCUGUCAAAGAGGUACACCUCGUGGAGACGAGCCGGCCAAUGCGUGCCGCGCAAGAAGCCAAGCUCGGUCCCAUUGCACAGAAGAAUGGGUGGUCUUUGCAUUGGCAUGACUCUGUUGACGACGUCACUCCUGAUGCCGAGAUGUUUACGCUCGUCCUGGCACAUGAAUUCUUUGACGCUCUACCGUUCCAUUUAUUGCAGAAAAUAGAGAAAGGUUGGCGGGAGGUUCUGAUCGCCUCCGGGCCUGACCCCGCGGCAGGGACUAUCCUCAAGUCCGACGGAAGCCCUUCGCUCGAUGUCUCGACCACAAGACCUCUCGUGAGCACCGCGGCACGUUUCCGCCAGGUGCUCAGCCCCACCCCUAUGCCGACCUCCACCCUCCUCGGUCUCUCGUCCCCUCGCUUCCAGAAGCUCCCGGCAGGCUCGCGCAUAGAGGUUUCCCCCGCGGCGUUCAAGAUUUCCCGGAAGAUCGGCGGGCUGCUGCACGACAAGCAUCCGGGCGGAGUCCGGUCUGCAGGAAGCGCGCUGAUAGUCGACUAUGGCGGUAGCAAGGUUUACGGAAACUCCUUCCGCGCAUUCAAGAACCACAAGAUCGUGGACAUCUUUCACCGUCCUGGAGAAUGUGACCUCACGGUGAACGUCGAUUUCAGCUAUCUGGCAGAAGCCGCGGCCGAUUUGGCUACAUCCCACGGACCGAUUUCCCAAGCGGACUUCUUGCUGCGAAUGGGCAUGAGCGCUCGCGUCUCAGCUCUUCAAGCUUCCGCUAAGGACGACCACCGCAAAAAGCAGAUCCAAGCUGCUGCUGAACGGCUCGUGGACCGCACGGGAAUGGGUGCCCAAUACCAGGUCAUGGCCCUCACCGGCAAGCGUACGACCGAAGUGGAGGAGCGGGAGAAGUGGCCGUUCGUUGACUUAUAGACGCACAAAGAUUGGGUCAGACGGUCGUUGUUAGUACCUAUAGGUGCCGCUGCACCAGGCCUAUCCAUCUCCCGUUGGACGCUGUCCAAGUUUCAGACUCCCCUU
This is a messenger RNA of Dichomitus squalens LYAD-421 SS1, 1611 nucleotides long. RefSeq lists its product as uncharacterized. Gene Ontology annotation, biological process: mitochondrial respiratory chain complex I assembly. Lineage: Eukaryota; Fungi; Basidiomycota; Agaricomycetes; Polyporales; Polyporaceae. The record is from RefSeq and is a predicted model, not a curated record. Bases 187 to 1506 code for a protein of 439 amino acids. Gene Ontology annotation, molecular function: protein-arginine omega-N symmetric methyltransferase activity. The transcript is spliced from 7 exons. Gene Ontology annotation, cellular component: mitochondrion.